UAAUUCAGAAAGGGAUAAAAUAAAAAUAAUAAAUCGACAACUCGUUUGUCUCAUGUCAGUCGGUGGUGAUCAGUUUGAAAAUCUCAGGGAGAAUGACUACCGAAGGGACUCAAUCUCCUGGUAAAAUCCUGUUGGCAGCCUAUUCUGUCAAUCAUGUCAUCGUACUUUCAGUCACUGGAUAUGUCCUUUAUCUCGCUGGAUGGGAACUAAAUGUGACUAGUCUACAUGUUGGACUCUGCACUGUGGGAUACGUUUUGCUAAUGUCCGAGGGACUGAUGGUGCUGGCAUCGGAGAAUCCCUUAUCACGUCAAUUAAAUGGAUACAAGACAAGAAAUCACGUACACUGGUGUCUUCAAAUAAUUGGUGGAUCCUUGAGCAUCGCUGGUACUUUGAUCAUGUUUCGGAUUAAAAAAAAUCACUUCAAAUCCAUUCACGGUAUCUUAGGUAUAACUUCGGUAGCAAUAAUGAUUUUUCUUGGCAUCUCUGGAGCAUCUGUUUUUUAUGCGUACCAACUGCGGAAGAUUUUAAAACCUGUUGGUACUAAAGCCAUGCACUAUUCUCUCGGUAUUUCUUGUUUUAUUAUCGGUAUUGUAUCCCAGUGUUAUGGAUACAAUAAAAAAUGGAUCACUGAAAAAUCUUCCCAAGAUAUUGCCACAUUUUGCAUUGUAUUAACUGCUACCUCUGCUUUAAUAUGUCUCUAUCGACCUAUCGUAUCGCUGUAUCGACAGAUUUCUGUUUUUCUCUUGAGGGGAUGAAUUUUUUAUAAAUAAUCCACAGGAUGAUAGAAUGCCUGGAUAAAUAUUUAUAGAUUCAGAGCUGAAUGUCGACUCGGGACUUUUUAUGAAACGUUCUGGUAUGCGCUGAACAGAUUUAUUUAUUUUCAUAAAAUAUACAUUUGUUAGUGAUAAGGGAAUUGUUAUUUAGUGUCAAAAAAUUGUGAGUCUAAUUUUAAUUGAAUUCAUUUAUUUCAAUUAUUAUAAAUUAUGCAUUUGAUUGGUGAGUGAAUAAAUUUAUGGUGGGAUAUCCACGUUUUAUGGAA
Fopius arisanus is the source of this 1039-nucleotide messenger RNA. RefSeq lists its product as uncharacterized. Lineage: Eukaryota; Metazoa; Arthropoda; Insecta; Hymenoptera; Braconidae. The transcript is spliced from 2 exons. The coding region runs from base 93 to 755 and encodes 220 amino acids. Gene Ontology annotation, molecular function: transmembrane monodehydroascorbate reductase activity; heme binding. The record is from RefSeq and is a predicted model, not a curated record.